Messenger RNA from Eptesicus fuscus (big brown bat), 695 nucleotides. RefSeq names its product interferon alpha inducible protein 6 (gene IFI6). The coding region runs from base 181 to 585 and encodes 134 amino acids. Gene Ontology annotation, biological process: apoptotic signaling pathway; negative regulation of mitochondrial depolarization; negative regulation of extrinsic apoptotic signaling pathway in absence of ligand. Lineage: Eukaryota; Metazoa; Chordata; Mammalia; Chiroptera; Vespertilionidae. The record is from RefSeq and is a predicted model, not a curated record. Gene Ontology annotation, cellular component: membrane; mitochondrion. The transcript has 5 exons.
CCCGGAGCCUGAGGGCACUGAUGGGCCGAACGCAGCACAUUGUUGCCGUAGAACUUCCGCACCACCGGAGCUGGAAGGAGGCGGGGGCUUGUGAGAGAACCUCUCCAUCAUCAGGGCAGGAGGGGUCCGUAGCACUAUCACUCAAGGGGCCCAGCGACAACGCCUGCGCGCGCCGCCACCAUGCGGCAGAAGGUGGUAUCGCUCUUGUUGUGCUACCUGCUGCUCUCCGCCUGCGGGCCGGUGGAGGCAGGCAAAAGGAAAGACUCGGAGGACAGCGACUCCGGUUCCGGAGUCUGGGGCGCGCUGACCUACAUGGCGAUCGGAGGAGGGGUCCUGGCCAUGGGGCUGCCCGCUCUGGGCUUCAUGAGCACCGGCAUCGCUGCCAACUCGGUGGCCGCCUCGCUGAUGAGCUGGUCGGCCAUAGCGAACGGGGGCGGCGUGCCCGCCGGAGGGCUGGUGGCCACGCUGCAGAGCUUGGGGGCUACUGGUGGCAGUGCCCUCAUGGCCAAGGUUGGUGCCUUUCUAGGCUAUACUGUCCACAGGCAGAUAGACAACAAGGGGGCAAAGGAGGAAGAGGAGGACUGAACAGCUUCCAGGACACCCGUCCCCCGCCCUCCUUCUUCCAGCUGAAGUCCAGAGCGUUCUCUGCGACACUCGUCAAUGACCUAGGCGAAAAAGAGAAUAAACUUCUCUCA